AUGAAGGUAUCGAAUAUAUUAAUAAUAAUACUUUGCAUCUUACCCUAUCUUAACUGUAAAUUAAAUAUUGGGACUCUGGAAAUGAAUGAUACAACUAGUUUUUGGGAUAAUUCAUUGAUAUUAAAGAUAUAUUAUAACACUCGAAAUCAAAUAAUAACAUUAUCUGAUAAGAUAACUAGAAAAAUAAACUCAAAUGAGAUAAAACAAGAUUAUUUUGAAGUUAAAGUAGUAAAUAGUAAGGGUGAUGAAAUAAUGAUGAAUAUUUCACAAAAAGUAUAUAGUAUUUUAUUUCCUGAAUUUAUUCCUCGCAAGAACCCAAAUACAUUUUUGAACCCAAAAGAGGAUAUACUUUUUAACUCUUCUAAUUUCACAAUGGGAAUAUUUAAUAAAGAUUUUUCAAAGAAGUGUAUGCUAAGAAAUAAAACAAACAGAAUAAUUCAUUCUAAUAAUAAUUCAUCUAAUCUUGACAUGGGACAAAUUAUUUUAAUAAAUAGUGUAAUAACAAAUGAUUUAAAUAACUAA
This is a messenger RNA of Cryptosporidium muris RN66, 522 nucleotides long. RefSeq lists its product as uncharacterized. Bases 1 to 522 code for a protein of 173 amino acids. The record is from RefSeq and is a predicted model, not a curated record. The transcript has a single exon. Lineage: Eukaryota; Apicomplexa; Conoidasida; Eucoccidiorida; Cryptosporidiidae.